Molecule: messenger RNA, 4019 nt
Organism: Lacerta agilis (Sand lizard)
Lineage: Eukaryota; Metazoa; Chordata; Lepidosauria; Squamata; Lacertidae
Gene: C1R
Product: complement C1r
Biological process (GO): complement activation; zymogen activation
Cellular component (GO): blood microparticle; extracellular region
Molecular function (GO): calcium ion binding; serine-type endopeptidase activity
Source: RefSeq, a predicted model, not a curated record
ACUUCCCCAAAUCACUGUUUAACAGGGUUAAGUGCUUGUUGAAAUCUGUUUGCAGCUCCCAAGCACAGACCACCAGAACGGGAGGGAGGAAGAGAGUUUAACUCAAGUCUGGAAGCAUGCUCCCCCGACUCCUCCGACUCCUCCUUCUGCAAGGAGCUUUCAUCUUUGGAGCUGUCAGUUCCACGCCAACCGCAAGGAAGCUCUUCGGUGAGGUCAGGUCCCCCAAUUACCCCAAGCCGUACCCAAACAACAAUGACAGUACCUGGGACAUUUCUGUGCCAAAGGGCUUCAGAGUGAAGCUGAAUUUCUGGCAGUUCGAUCUGGAGCCAUCUGAGGACUGCACUUAUGACUACGUCAAGAUUACAGCCAACAAGAAAGACUUAGGCCGGUACUGCGGCCAGCAAGACUCAACCACCGGCAACCACCCUGGAGGCAAAGAGAUUUUGUCAGCCGGGAACCGAAUGCGGCUGCUGUUCCACUCCGACUUCUCCAAUGAAGAAAAUGGCACCAAUGUCUUCUACAAGGGCUUCCAAGCUUAUUAUCAAGCAGUGGACUUGGAUGAGUGCGCCCUUGAAAACGAUGUCGAAGAUGGCGCACCUCGGUGCCAGCACUUCUGCCACAACUACAUAGGGGGCUACUUCUGCUCUUGUCAGCCUGGCUACCAUCUCCAGAGUGACCAACAUUCCUGUAAAGUGAAUUGCAGCAACGAACUGUUCACGGAGCAAUCUGGGUACUUGUCAAGCCCUGGUUAUCCUCAGCCCUACCCAGCUGAUUUGCGCUGUAACUACAGCAUACGAGUGGAGGCAGGCCUGCUCAUCACACUCAAAUUCCUGGAGCCUUUCGAAAUUGAUGAUCACCAGCAAGUCCGCUGUCCUUAUGACCAGCUCAAGAUCCAAGUUGGUGGGGAAGAGAUUGGUGAGUUCUGUGGCACAAUGUCUCCAGGAAGCAUUGAAACCAAUGGCUCUUCGGUGGACGUACUUUUCCACACGGAUGAUUCAGGAUACAGCCGUGGGUGGAAGAUCCGGUACAGCACAGAAAGAGUCUCCUGCCCGCAGCCUGUUCCAAAUGAUGAGUUCACCAUCAUUCGAGACCUACAGCCGUUGUAUCAAUACCAGGACUACUUCAUUGCCAGCUGCAGGACUGGAUACCAGCUGAUGGAGGGUGAAAAAGCACUGAAAUCCUUCACCGCUGUCUGCCAAAAGGAUGGGACGUGGCACCGCCCUAUGCCCCGAUGUGAAAUUGUGAACUGCGGCGAACCGAAAAGCCUGACCAACGGGGACUUCAGCUAUGAGUCCCAGCCAAACAAUAACGAAUACCUGUCAGUUGUCAAGUACAGCUGCAAAGAACGCUAUUACCGCCUUUUCAAUAAGGGAGGAGAUAUAUAUACCUGCUCUGCUAAGGGGUCUUGGACGGACCAAGAUGACCAUGAGGACAUCCCUGUGUGCAUGCCAGUAUGUGGAAGGCCAGACAACCCCAUCGUAAGAAUCCAACGGAUUAUUGACGGCCAAGAAGCGCCACCAGGCAGCUUCCCAUGGCAAGCAAAAACAUACGUCACCAGCCGUGGAGGCGGGGCAUUGCUGGGUGACCGCUGGAUCUUGACCGCAGCACACACUUUGUACCCCAAGGGGAGCAGUGCAUCUCGGAUGGCUCAGAGUCCUGAGCUCUCCGAGUUGACUGAGAAGACUCAAGUCUUCCUGGGCCACACAGACGUGGAUGAGCUCAUAAAGCUGGGAAAUCGCCCCGUCCGCAAAGUUUACAUCCACCCAGCGUACAACCAGAGCCUUAAGGAGAACUUUGACGGGGACAUUGCCCUUCUGGAGCUGGAGGACCCAGUGACGCUUGGCCGCGACAUGCUGCCAAUCUGUCUCCCAGAUCCGGGGAACAGCAGCACCUUCUACGCUCAAGGAUGGAUGGGUUAUGCCAGUGGCUUCGGAGUAGAGAAGAACUUCCUUGCUCACAAGCUAAAAUACGUACCGCUUCCAGUAGCAAGGCGUUUAUCCUGUCAGCAGUGGCUGAAAGGGCAGAAGAUUGACGGCCAGGACGUCUUCACAGAGAACAUGUUUUGUGCAGGUUCCCCAUACGAAGCAAAAGAUACCUGUCAGGGCGACAGUGGGGGGGCCUUUGCUGUGCGUGACCCGGAGACUGGGCGCUGGGUGGUCUCAGGGAUUGUUUCUUGGGGCAUCGAUUGCGGCAAAGGCUAUGGCUUUUACACCAAAGUUAUUAACUACCUGGACUGGAUCAAGGGCAUAGUGGGGAAGGAUUGGGUCUCAAUGCAAGGGUCAGAUUAACAUAUUGGAAUGUAAGCAUCUGUUGUGAGUCAAUCAAUGGAAGCUCCACCAUUUUGGAAAGAACUGUCACCUCCAAUGUAUUGUUUCAUAGCUCCUCCCAAGGAAUGAAUAAGUACGACCUUAAUUCAUGGUUUAGCAAAUCCUCUUCAUUAAUCAGUCUAAGCUUUAGCUUAGAUAAACGAUAGCUUGUUUGAAACUGUCGAUGUAAUAAUCACUAAAAGAUUUCUGUACUACUUGCUUUAGUAAUGGACAGAUAAAAACAACAUUAUAUUCCUGUGUCACUAUCCCCAAAGGAGCACAGCAUGCCUUUGAUUACAUCCUUGUGCUAGGAAGAAUGCUAUUUUCUUGUGGUUAAUAAGGCAGCUGCUGAAGUUGUUGGUGGAUCCAAAUAUGUCAGGCAGGGAUGGCUGUCACGAGGGAUAGUCAUGGGCACUAUAUUCAAGAGCAGCUUCAUUCUCCAAAGAAUGAUCCAGGAGCCUGAAUCUCACAUCCUCUCCAUUUCUUUUUUCUUUUAUAAUAGUUUUAUUGAAUUUCCACAAAUUCACAUAAAAUUCCCGUACAUUAUAAUUUUUCUUCUGUUUAUCAACUUCCCUUCCCUUUUUUAAUACUUAUUGCCACAACUUAUCUUCACUCUUCUACACCAUAGCCAUAAUACAAUAGUCUCUAAUUAUUUCUGGUGUUCAUAGUUCAAAUCCUGCUCACUAAUCCAUCACAUUAUAAUAUUUCUUUAGUCAAAAAAAGGGCUUCUGUUCUUCCAUCCUCCUCCAUUUCUUAGGCUCAUCUAAAAUAAAGUCAUUGCCACAUAGCAAUUUUACACUAAUGUUGGCAAUAGAUGAGGAACAACAACAACAAAGGCUGGUGUGCUUAUUCCAGAAAAAUUAGCAGCUGAUACUUUUCACAAUUUGGAGGAAAUCAUUCCCUGUUAAUGUCUGCAAGCUACUAUUAAAGGCAAGGCUACAGUGGCUAGUCCAAAUGUUGCCAACUCUACUUCACUUUUGGGGAUUCCUGGGCUAUGGCAUUCAUACACCAAAGAAAGGUUUAAGUGUAGAACAUCUCUUACCACUUUUGAGCUCGAUCCCACCGCCCGAUACAAAUAAAACAUUUCUCCAUGCUUUGAUUCAAAUUAGUUAGGACUGCUGAGAGCUAGAUAAAAUGGCUUCACAUUGUGCCCAGGCUACAACUGGGCUCUUUGUGGUUAAGGGGUAACGAAGGGCUGAUUCGCACAUGCAUAUUUAUCGCUUGGUGACUGCCCCAUCCAAACUUUCAUGUUUCAAUGGAGCCAUGACAGAUCUAUAUGACACACAUAACUUCCACAUCUUAAUGCUUUUGAAGGGUGCCUGAUGAUCACACAGUCGUCAAGUGUACAGUACUCAAGUGAUAAACGUGAAUCUGUGAGUCAGGCUUUAGCCCAGUUGGUCUUCCUUUAAAAGGUUAUUAUUAGUCAUGCUUCUCCAAAGAAGCUACUUCACUACUAGUCAAAUUAUCUGCUGAUGUUUUUUCCCCUAAUGCAACUACUCUACUGUACUGGGUAAAGCUAUAUUAGCGCAAUACUUUUAAUCCAACUCUUGAUGGUGCAAUCCAGACUUCUAGAACCUGUCCCACUAUUGGCUAAGAGAUUCUCGACCACAUCUUAUGCGCUCCCCAAAUAAUGCUCCUGCCUAACUGUAAAUUUGCAUAUAUCGCUUCACAAAAAUGGCAUUCUACAAAUAUUAAAGUCACUGCUGCACAAAA